Molecule: messenger RNA, 2560 nt
Organism: Ricinus communis (castor bean)
Lineage: Eukaryota; Viridiplantae; Streptophyta; Magnoliopsida; Malpighiales; Euphorbiaceae
Product: L-type lectin-domain containing receptor kinase IX.1
Exons: 2
Coding region: 222-2264 (680 amino acids)
Biological process (GO): protein phosphorylation
Cellular component (GO): plasma membrane
Molecular function (GO): protein kinase activity; ATP binding; carbohydrate binding
Source: RefSeq, a predicted model, not a curated record
CGUAGGCCGGCUCUGACACGUUCUACGUACUUUCUUUCUAGACUGGUUUGGUCUCUGGUGCUGAUGAAGUCUUUCCCUUUCACAGGACUUCGAAAAUUCAAAAUUAGACUGUGUUUUUCUUCACAAGAAAGGAAGUAGUAUGGAUGUAUAUUUAUAUGAUUGUUUUACAGUUUUCUGAACUGAACUAAAUAUUUUCUUUCUCCCUGGUCACAUUUUUCAAUAUGUCCAUCAGAAUAAUAAUCUGUGAUGAUCUUCAUCGCCAAUGUUACUGCCGUUUCUUAUUCAUAUUUUUCUUGUCCAUCUUAUUUGUACAUCUUCCUUUACUGUCGGCAAUAUCUUUCAAUUACCCUGAUUUCUCAAACCCUCAAAACUUGAACAGAUCUGAAGAAGUCGGCUUUUUACCUAAUGGAAUCUUAUCACUCACUAGAAACACUGCUGAUAGUAGUAACCUUAUCGACAGCGUUGGCCGAGCUGUAUAUUCCCAAGAGAUGCAUCUUUGGGAUAAUGCAACCGGCAAAGUUGCAGAUUUUGUUACUCAUUUUUCCUUUAACAUAUCGAUGCUUGAACCGCCUUUUGGCGGCGAUGGGAUUACCUUCUUCCUGGAGCCUAGUGGCUCUCAAGUUCCUGAUCAUGCUUGGGGAGGCUGCCUUGCACUAAUUAGCAAUUGUUCUGAUUUUAAUACAACAGGAAAAGCAGUAGUAGCUGUUGAAUUUGAUACUUACCAGAAUGAAUGGGAUCCAAGCGAUAAUCACGUUGGAAUUAUUGUCAACUCGAUUAAGUCAGUUGCUAACAUCACAUGGAGUAGAAGUAUUAAAAAUGGAUCAAAGGCUAAUGCUUGGGUCACAUAUAAUUCUCAGACAAGAAAUUUGAGUAUGUUCUUGACUUAUGCUGAUAAUCCUGUUUUUAACGGGAAUUCUAGCCUCUCCUAUGAAAUUGAUCUGUCAAAAGUUUUGCCUGAAUUUGUCACUGUUGGAUUUUCAGCUUCAACUGGUUUUCGUACAGAGAUACAUAAUAUUCUUUCGUGGGAAUUCAACUCCACAGAAAUUUCAACAAAGCCAGACGUUGGUACUGGCGGCGGAGGAGGAAAUAACAUCGGUUUGAUAGUUGGUUGUGUGAUUGGUGGACUUGCUGUGGUUGGUGGAUUGUUCUCAGUCCUAGUCUUUUAUGGGAGAAGAAAUAAAGGCAAAAAAGAUGAUGAUGACGAUGAUGAUGAUGCAGCAACAGAUGAUUCUAUGGAUCAUGAAUUCCAGCAAGGAACUGGGCCUAAGAGGUUCUCUUAUAAAGAAUUGGUUCAAGCCACGAAUAAUUUCUCUGAAGAAGGGAAACUUGGGGAAGGAGGAUUUGGAGGAGUAUACAGAGGAUACUUGUCAGAUUUAAGUGUUGCAGUGAAAAGGGUAACUAAAGGGUCUAAACAAGGAAGAAAGGAGUAUAUGUCUGAGGUGAAAAUCAUUAGUAAGUUAAGGCAUAAAAAUCUUGUACAACUUGUAGGUUGGUGCCAUGAAAAGGGUGAGCUACUUCUUAUCUACGAGCUCAUGCCUAAUGGAAGUCUCGAUUCGCAUCUCUUUAGAGGAGAAAAUAUGCUUUCUUGGGCAGUGAGGCGUAAUAUAGCCCUGGGGUUAGCUUCAGCAUUGUUGUAUCUUCAUGAAGAAUGGGAACAAUGUGUAGUGCAUAGAGAUAUUAAAUCGAGCAAUGUGAUGCUGGAUUCAAACUUCAACACCAAGCUUGGAGACUUUGGCUUGGCAAGGCUCAUGGAUACUAAUGAGACAGGACUAAAGACUGGGUUGGCUGGGACGUUUGGUUACAUGGCACCAGAAUAUAUUAGCACAGGAAAAGCUAGUAAAGGUUCAGAUGUCUUCAGCUUUGGUGUUGUGGCACUGGAAAUAGCAUGUGGGAGAAGAUCAAUGGAAUCAAGGGACGUAGAGGCACAGAUUUCAUUGGUGUCUUGGGCUUGGGAAUCAUACGGAAAUGGGAGGAUUCUUGAUGUAGUUGAUAGGAGAUUGAGCAUGGAUUUCAAUGUAGAAGAGAUGGAAUGUUUGUUGAUAGUUGGAUUAUGGUGUGCUCAUCCAGAUUACAGUCUUAGGCCAUCAAUAAGGCAAGCAUUACAGGUUCUCAACUUCGAAGCUGCAUUGCCAAAUCUUCCUGCAAAGAUGCCUGUUCCAAAGUAUGACGUGCCUUCCUCUUCUUCAACAGAACCUUUACUUUCCACUGUAUAUACCACUGAUGCAGGGAAGAGAGGCUCACAAAGGAUAGGCCAACACAAAUAGAACAUGCAAGAAUGAGAAUCAAGAUACAGUAACCCAGAACAACAAAAACAAAAGGAAAAGUAUAAAGAAGUGGUAAUUACUAACUAGGACAAAAAUACAGGACAUAUCAGCAAUUAGAAAGUCAACUACGUCAAGCCAUCAUGACAGAAUCAAUCAUAGAACUGGUAAUUUAGAGUGAUGAUUUCUAUCACUUGGAAGAAAAAUCAUCAAUCAAAAAAGAAUUAUUAAGAAAAGCAAGCCGAUUAUAGAACCCUUUUGAUACAAGAUUAAGAACUUACUCAUUAUGUAUAGCAUAA